AUGCAGGAUCAACAACCUUCGAGCAGCAGGACACAAACGCAAGUUAUACAACCGACAAACAAUGUUCUUCGUUUGCGUCCCUCUGAAGAGCAACCGCAACCACAAACGCAACAAGAGGAGCAAGAAUCACCCACUUCGGUAUUGAAAACAACCAAGUCUAAGUCCAAACAAAAGAAACCAAGAGUAAGGUGGACGCAAGAUGUGGUAGAUAACGAGCAUAUGAAUAAGAAGAAGACGAAAAUAUGUUGUAUAUUCCAUCCACAACGAUCGUUUGAUGAGGAAGAGGCACAUGAUCAUGAUGGACAUGAGUGUCCUAGUUCGAGUUCAGAUUCGAGUAGUGAUGAGAGUGAUGCUAGCGAUGGAGAAAGUGGGGGUGGCGGUGGAGGUGGAGAAAAGAGCAAGAAUGCUGGAAGUGGUGCUAAUGUUAAUGCUUAUGAGUAUCAACCCAAGUAUGAGAAUCAAUCGAAAUUGCCAUCUGGUUCAGGCUAA
Lodderomyces margitis is the source of this 489-nucleotide messenger RNA. RefSeq names its product type 1 protein phosphatase-activating protein YPI1. The transcript has a single exon. Lineage: Eukaryota; Fungi; Ascomycota; Pichiomycetes; Serinales; Debaryomycetaceae. The record is from RefSeq and is a predicted model, not a curated record. Gene Ontology annotation, cellular component: nucleus. Gene Ontology annotation, molecular function: protein phosphatase 1 binding; protein serine/threonine phosphatase inhibitor activity. Bases 1 to 489 code for a protein of 162 amino acids.